UCGAUGUUUAGAAUUACCGACGAAGACUUCCGACAUGAGUAAAUCGAGUUUUAACUUUCGAGUUUUGUCGCGAUUGCAUUAGUAAUUAAACUUAUUGAUAACAAUUAAUGCUCGAAAAACAUAAAGUCCUUAUUUAAAUAACCUAUAGUUAAAAUGGAAUCGGUUAUCUAAUGUAACUUAUAAAGUGUAGUGAGUAAUGUGUAAUCCCGUUGUACUUUUAAACAUCUGUUUACUGUUAUCGUUGUUUUGCUAAGAAACAAGUCUCUGUCAUAGAGGGACAAGUGUUUCGGUUGUUUGAAAAGAAAGUUAACAUAAGCACAUUUCCUCCGCGCGUAAGUUUGUAAAUAAAGAAAAUAUGGUGGUUUAAAAUAAACUUAAAAAUAAUACAGAAGUAAAGUUGUUGUUGUUUUCAAAGUUAAAAAUGUAUUCCGUUGUUUGAAAUAAUGUUAUCACAGCCCAAAAAUAGAGUUCAAGCUAUUAAAAGUAAAUUUGAGAGUUUACAGUCUGAAAACGAAUCUUUAGUCGUUAAGAAAAACGUGUCUCAUUUGGGUAAAUAUACUCAAAAACACAAUGUGAAUAUUGGUGUUGUAGACUCAAAUAAUAAGGAAAACAAAGACGAAGAAAAAAGUUUGAAUGUUAAUUCAGACUUAAGUGAUUUGAAUGAAGAUUGGUCUCUCAAACCAAAUUCAAGUUAUUUAUAUAGUCAACCAGACACAAAAAUUUGUAAUGAUACAAAAAUAACACUGUCGCGUCAAUCAAGUGAUCCCGGCAAGAAAUUACAUAGAAGUCAUGCUUUCCGCUGUGACCGAAAUCAAAUUAUAACACAGCCUAAACGUUAUGGUAGCUGCAAUGGACGAUCAGAAACCAGUGAUUUCUCAUUGAAACGCCAUGAUAAAACACUCUCCAAAGAUCGUUUGAAACAAUUAGGAAAUUUUAUAGAAGAUCAAAUGAGGAAAGAAGGCUACAUGGCUUCCAACUCUGCCAUUGUUGGUCAUGUUGAUUCUGUACCAGACUGUGAUGUACCUAAACAUAUAUUAGACCAAUAUGCUAAAGUUGAUAAAAGUAACAAAGCUGAAAAACAAGAUUCCCUAACCGAUAGUGGGGUGAGCUCAGAAACAGAAAAUAUAGAUGAUGAAAAAAAUAAAAUUAGAAAACUAGUUACUCAAUAUGAAAAAAUUGAUGAUAAAGAAAAACUCUUUUUGGAGAAACAGAAAUCCAGGGACAGUAAAGGAUUGAAAAAUAAAGAUUACUUUAAUAUUAACGAAAAUAAACAUCUUAGUCAGUUUUUUGAGACCAGUGAUAAAGAAACUUCCCCAAUUGAAAACUUAAAUAAUACACAACAUAAUUUUCAAAAUAAAGAAGAAAUUAAAACCUUAUUUGACAGUGAAACUAAAAUAUCAAACCAAUUGGAAAAUGUCAAUUCUAAUUCAAAUCUGGCUUCAAUGGAUGACCUUUGUGGAUCUAGUGAAACCAUGCGUUUGGAACGAAAAAACCCACAUUUAGUGCUCACAGAUACAUUGAAAAAGGCUUUAAAACAGCCUUUACCCACUGGACCACCACCUAAAAAACCACCUAGAGUUUUUCAUGAAGAAAAGCCUAAAAAGGACACAAAAAAAAUGCUUGAAAAACUAGAGCAGGUAUUGCAAAAACGAGAGGCAAAUCAAAGUAAAAUCUAUGACAUUGCUGAAGAAUCAGAAAAAAUUGAAAAACCUAAAAAAGAGAUGCAUUAUCUCUGUACUGAAAUAUUAAACAUCCCAAACCAAACAACGGAUCCCUUUAUAAAGUGUUUAAAUUCUUUAAAUUGUGCCAUUAUGACAAAUAAUUCAACUUUAAGUCUGCCAUAUACUAGAUUGAACGAAUGUAUGUGUGAUAAACGUUUGAGUACAUUUAAAAACGAUUUUGAAGGAAAGAAGUGUCCAAAGUGCCAAUCAAAUGAUGAUAAAGACGGAUUUAAGUGUCAUUUGAACUGUAAGUGUAAAGUGUUAAAUUCAGAGUUUUAUGUGCCAAGAGAACAUAUCUAUGAUGUACCAUUUGUUGAGAAAAGUGAAUAUGGAUCAUUGAAUAAAGGCAGCCGGAGUAUGGAAGACUUAAGACUUAUUGGGGAUCCGAAAAUCUACGACGAACCAUGUGACAUAUCACGUCCAGCGACACCAGAAGCGAAAUCCGAUUUUCAAAAGCUGAAAGAGAACUUUGAGACCCAUCUCACUGAAAAGCCGAAGGUUGCGAAAAAGCCGCUCAAGGUGUGGAAGUCAACGGAAAAUGUAUCUGAAGAGUUUAAGUUUUCAAAGAAAGUAUGUUCUGAUAAUAAAUUUGCGACGGAGACGAAGAGAUAUCGUCGGUUUGAUAAGGAGAGAUUUAGUCUGCCCAAAACUGACAAACAACUCGAUGUGGAUAGAGAGAACCUAAAUCGCCUAAUGUCAGAGAUUUACGAGACGGUCACGGCUGCCUGCAAUAUGGACGAACACAAACCCGGCAGCUUCCCAACUGAACUGUCAGAUAAUACUAGCGAAGAAUCUGUCAAACUAACCCGCAGCCUAACAGAGAAGCGUAAAAAUUACGUGCGUCGUGUCUCCUCCCGCGUGGCUUACAUCGACCAAAAUGUCAAGACCCGUUUUCGUCACCAGACAUCUGUUUGUUCAUACAAAUCAGAUUUAGACACGUACUCCACUUUCCGCUCGUGGAAGAGUUUUAGAACGUCACAAAAUAAUUUAGCCAAAAUGACGGUAGACACAGAUAUGCCAGAUGCAGGUGAUAACUUGAGUAUAGAUGAGAAAACUGGCUGCGUCGAUUUGGCUCUGCCCUUCGAGGCAAGGGAGAGAGGAUUAUUCAAUGUUUGCCUGCUUGUUGGGUUGAAUUAUAUGACCGGGCAGGCGUAUGUGAAGAGUGUGUUUCCUAGUCAGGUCCAAGUCCCUCCACAUAUAGAAAACCUAAUUUUCCCAGAAACACUAAGUGGCUCUUUAGGGGAGUGGUCGGCAGAGAGGGACGCCCAAUGUUAUUCGCUGGUGCUCACUGAUGAGAAAGGAGAACGGGCUUAUGGUUAUUGCCGCCGAGUGUUACCAGAGGGCGCCACAACGUGUCUUCCCUUAGGAUACUGUCUCAUUGGGAAAUAUAGAGCCCCUGGAUUCUAUUAUAAGAUUCUUCAAGAAAUCGAAUCGCAUCAUGGCAACCCCGAGAUUGAGCUAAACCAGGUGCUACAACAAUUGUUCGAAACCGAUUUUCCAAAUCCUGGCGAACAGAUAACCAUAACAUACAAUAGGACAGAAAAGGGGACCGUAAAGAAUACUCAAAAUAUUUUCAAAAAUAGAACCUUACCAAGAAAGGGUGAGGUCUCAAUAAAUAUUAGCGUUAAAACUGAGUCUGUAUCCGAUGAUACGAGUGCGGCGGAAUGUAUUGAGAAGGAGAAAGAGAAGGAGAUUGUAGUAGAUAAGGAGAGUUUGGAGAAACAUGAGUUGCCGGAGUUUUAUGAUUUGGAGAAUAAUAACAGUCCGAAAAGAGUUAUGAUUUGUCUUGAGAGUCCAAGAACGCGAACAAUAAAGCGACCCAUAGAACCACGGGCUGAUGAAGACAAUAUGUCGUUGUUAGUUGACCAGCUGGGACCAGGGCUCCUUAUCAAGGUGUUUGGUACAUUACUACUGGAAAGGAAAGUCAUUAUUGUCAGUGAUCAUCUUGGCAUCGUUUCCUCGUGUAUGGAGGCCCUACAAAGCGCUCUUUACCCCUUCGUGUGGCAACAGCCUUUAAUAUCCACCAUACCAGCUGAAAUCCAUCGAGACGUUUUAGAGGCACCUUUGCCCAUACUCGCUGGGAUGAUGAAAUCACACGAUUUUGAUACAAAUGUGCUUUUUGAGGAGGGCAUGUUAAUAGACUUAACCAACCCAAACAAAGUAGUAUUUUAUCAAGGAGACGAAUCUACUAUUCUACCGACACAUUGCUAUAAAACUCUCAAAACAUCACUAAACAUGGAGACAAACAAACAAAAAGAGAGACAGGAUACUAAAACGAGAAAUGUCAUGAUAUCUGAGGCGUUUUUACGGUUUUUCGUCGAUAUUUUGGGAGAAUUUUCUAAUUUUUUCACUGAAAGAGAACUAAAGGAUGGCGAGUUGGGAAAGGAUGGUGUUGUUUUUGAUAAAGAAGCAUUUAUCAAACAAACAUCGUCGAAACAGAACCAAUUCUUCUUAGAGUGGUUUACUGAAACCGCCAUGUUCACACAUUUUAUUCAAAACAUGGCAGUCUUCCACAAAAAACCAACGGAUAACGACUCGUUACUGGUGGACACACCUCUACCGAACUUUUAUGAACUUUUUAACGAGCGAGUGAAAAGUAGGAACCGUGCUAGUUCGAAAAUAAGUGAGAAAAACUAUAAAAGUGCAGUGAACAAGAAAGUUAAACUCUUAAAGACAAAGUUGAGAGAUUUAGUUGCGUAAUAAAACUGUAUCUUAGCCUCUGCGGUUAAAGUGCGGGUUUUAACCGCCUAAGUACUUGUUUUUACCGCGAGUGACUUGUGACUGAAGAUAAGAUUGAUUCAAGUCCAUAUUAAGAAUGGCUGGCAAUUUCGUAAUUACAAUAUGUUCAAGCAGAGAGAAAUCGUGGUUAAUUCCAAACGGAAUACAAACAGCCUCGUGGAAUUUCUGAAGCGUAAUUUGUGUAUUUGGUUGUGUACUAAAUAUAAUAUUUAGUAUUAAAUGUGAGAGAUUUUAAAGCCAUCACAAUUUUUCUAUACAUAAGUUUUAAAUCCAUAUUGUAAUUGCAAACCAUACAUUAUCUUUAGGUAAUUUAUUUAAUAACACGUUAAAUAAUUACAAAAAGCUUUUAUUGGCAAUACUUUAUUUUGUCUUUAACAUUAAAGCUAGUAAAAAAAUGUCGAAGUAAAAGUAUUUUUGUAAUUAUUAUAUAUACUUGAAAUUUUAUUAUUCUUAAACGUAUUACAGCUUCAAAUAUUCUGAAUUUAUCUGUCUCGUGUAGUAAUAGUGUUGAUCACCUCUGAGACGUAGUCACCACACAUUGCGUAUAUUUUCCAAACGUUAAUUUUGAUUAAAUAUUUACAAAAAACCCAGACCAGAUACAGAGUUCUGAAGUAAAUAUGGGUUGUAGCGGCAUGGUUUUUUUUUUGGGGCAAAGAUGGAUCACGUAAAUGCCUUAAAAAAGAUUAAUUAAACAGCCACCGAAUUUUAUUCUUCAUCGGUGAGUGCUUCAAAUAAGAGCUUUUGAACAAAAUAUAACUGAGAACCCCACACAAUUUUUUUUUUUAAUAUUAACGCGGAUUUUAUGACGUAUAGUCAACGAGAGAAACCCUAUAUUCGUUGAAGAUGUUGUGUUUGAAUGAAGAUGUUUAUUUUAUGUCAUGACUUAGCUUAUGAAUGAACCGAUUAGGUGACUUUUUCCAUAUUUAGAUUAUGUAAAUAGUGUAAAUAAUAUCCUCAUAAAUCCAUUUAUACCCACCUUUUAAUUGUGCAGCAAAAUAAACCCUUAAACCGA
Pieris napi is the source of this 5472-nucleotide messenger RNA. RefSeq names its product DENN domain-containing protein 2A-like. The record is from RefSeq and is a predicted model, not a curated record. Lineage: Eukaryota; Metazoa; Arthropoda; Insecta; Lepidoptera; Pieridae. The transcript is spliced from 11 exons. The coding region runs from base 444 to 4421 and encodes 1325 amino acids.